CGCAUGUACGUCCAUCUUUGGAGACAUGGCCCCAUGAAAAUAGUCCAAUCAACUUUUGCUUUCACUCUUGCUCCGACCCUGUGGCGUGAUUCUACUGCUAGCUAGCUCAGUGUCGUAGAUCAAGUGGCCUGCCGCAAAGCAACAGCUGAAGUUUGCCCAAACUCAAGACUCAAGACUCAAGAGUCAAGAGUUGUUUGUAGUGUAUCAACAUUCGAUUUGAUUUUUAGAACGAACUUAAUUUCAGACCGCACCUGUUUUGACGAUCUACACAACUUUUCAUCAAGAUGACGGAAGUUGUUAUUGUGUCUGCUGCAAGAACUCCUGUCGGGUCUUUCAAUGGAGCUCUCUCUAGUUUUACUGCUGAUGAUUUAGGUGGUGUUGCAAUCAAGGAAGCUCUCAGCAGGGCUGGUGUUGCUGGGGAGGAAGUGUCGGAGGUUAUUCUGGGCCAGGUGCUCUCUGCAGCACAAGGUCAGAACCCAGCACGCCAGGCAUCUGUGAAGGCAGGGAUUCCCUUCAGUGUCCCCGCUCAUGGCGUCAACAUGCUGUGUGGCUCGGGGCUCCGGGCUGUGGUGCUGGGAGCUCAGGCCGUGCGACUUGGGGAUGCCAAGAUUGUGGUGGCUGGAGGGCAGGAGAGUAUGAGUAAGGCUCCUCACUGUGUUCAUAUCCGUGGUGGGACGAAGUUUGGGGAUGCCACCAUGACUGACUCCAUGAUGUGUGAUGGGCUGACUGAUGCCUUCAACAAAUACCACAUGGGCAUCACUGCUGAAAAUGUGGCUAAACAGUGGAACAUUCCUCGAGAUGAACAGGACAGAUUUGCUGUGACAUCUCAACAGCGGUGUGAAAACGCUCAGAAAAAUGGGAGGUUUGAUGCAGAAAUUGUUCCAGUUGUAGUCCAGUCAAGAGCAGGGCCAUCAGAAGUGAAGAAAGAUGAAUUUCCUCGCGCUGGUUGUACUAUUGAAGGUCUUCAAAAGUUGCGACCCGCAUUUGUAAAAGAUGGGACUGGAACUGUCACUGCUGGCAAUGCUUCAGGUAUCAAUGACGGAGCAGCGGCUGUUGUGAUCACCAGCAAGACAGAGGCAGAGAGCCGUGGGCUCAAACCUCUGGCCCGCAUCGUGUCGUGGGCCCAGGCGGGUGUGGAUCCCUCCAUCAUGGGCACCGGGCCCAUCCCCGCCACCAGGAAGGCUCUGGAGAACGCUGGCUGGCAAGUGUCAGAUGUUGAUCUAUUUGAGCUGAACGAAGCCUUCGCGGCGCAGUCACUUGCAGUGGUCAAAGACUUGGGCUGUGACCCGGAAAAGGUGAAUGUGUAUGGUGGCGCUAUCGCUAUCGGACAUCCCAUUGGUGCAUCAGGUGCCCGGAUCCUCACAACACUCCUGUAUGCAUUGCGGUCACAGAACAAGAGGAAGGGUGUGGCUGCUCUCUGUGUGGGAGGGGGCAUGGGCAUCGCUGUGUGUGUGGAGAACUUGCAAGCUAGUUAAUCAAAAUAUAUGCAGGCUAAGAUCCUAUGUUGUAACAUGACUGAUUUGUCUAUUAUUUAUUGAUAUAUUUUUUUUUCAGUCCUCAAUACCUUCAUUUUUUCUCAGUGGGUAAGGGUGACAACAGCCAUAGAAUCACAUCUGCUUUUGUGUGCAGUGUCUUGGCGAGUAUUGUGUUCUUUCGUUGGUACGUGUGGGGCGGUGAGGCUACACACAGCAGCUGAGUUGUCCCUUGUAUGUUAUUGGUGUUGGACAUAAAUGGGCCCACUCCGAAAUUGUCUAAAACCUGAUUUUUUAUAGUGUGUUCUUAACCCUUAAAAUCCUAUACCGCUGGUAACCGCUCACGCCGUAUUUUCCUAUACCGCUGGUAACCGCUGGUCGACUUUAUCGUUUAAUUCCUAGUGCUAGAAACAGGGGAUGUAACUUCAGAUGACUCUGUUGCGAGCAGAAAGUACCGAUAAUGUAAUGAGAGAAGUUCUACACCGAAAGUUAGGAAAUUUGGCGAGUUUUUA
Molecule: messenger RNA, 1984 nt
Organism: Aplysia californica (California sea hare)
Lineage: Eukaryota; Metazoa; Mollusca; Gastropoda; Aplysiida; Aplysiidae
Product: acetyl-CoA acetyltransferase, cytosolic
Exons: 9
Coding region: 285-1475 (396 amino acids)
Biological process (GO): fatty acid beta-oxidation
Molecular function (GO): acetyl-CoA C-acetyltransferase activity
Source: RefSeq, a predicted model, not a curated record